Messenger RNA from Aaosphaeria arxii CBS 175.79, 1404 nucleotides. RefSeq names its product FAD dependent oxidoreductase. The transcript has 2 exons. Gene Ontology annotation, cellular component: cytoplasm. NCBI's taxonomy places the organism in Eukaryota, Fungi, Ascomycota, Dothideomycetes, Pleosporales. Bases 1 to 1404 code for a protein of 467 amino acids. Gene Ontology annotation, molecular function: oxidoreductase activity. The record is from RefSeq and is a predicted model, not a curated record.
AUGAGGAUCGCAAGCGCCAAUAUUCCGACGCCUGAGUCGACGCAAUCCUUCUGGCAUAGCGAACCGAACGAGUUCCUGCUGGGCCAUCGAACAACGGAUGCUCUCCCAUCCGAGGCAGACAUUGUCAUUGUUGGAAGUGGCAUCACUGGUAGCUCAGCUGCGAGAUACCUCGCAGAAGAUAAGAGGUGCAAAGGAAGGAGCAUUGUGCUCCUAGAAGCCAGAGAGGCUUGCUGGGGCGCCACCGGCAGGAAUGGUGGCCAUUGCCAGCCACUCCUUGUGAGUCGCGGCGCCGAUGUAGCGGCCUUCGAGAUCAAAAACGUCGACGCUGUCAAAUCCUACAUCGAUGAGCACAACGUAGCUUGCGAAUGGCGCACACUGCCUGCCUGUCACUCCUACUGGACAGAAGACAUCUUAGAGGAGGCCGAGAAGGAGAUAGAAUAUCUGAAAAAGGUUGCGCCAGAAGUGGCGGCUACGAUAGAAGUUAUAAAGGACAAGGACCAGAUAAGAAAGCACCGCGUGAAUCCAGACUGUGCUGGUCUCACCAUCACCCAAGGAGCUGCCAGUCUAUGGCCAUACAAGCUUGUGGCGCACGUAUUGGAGAAGCUCGUCAAAGAUGGAAAGCUCAACCUCCAAACACUUACUCCUGUGACCAAAGUCACAUCCGCAGAAGGGAAGCACACACUUCACACAGAACGCGGCCUUAUCAGCGCAAAAACAGUCAUUCUAGCCACCAACGGCUACACCUCCGCUCUCCUACCUCAAUUCGCCGAUCUCAUUGUGCCCGCCCGUGGAGAGAUGUCGUCUCUCCUCCCACCCAAGAAUUCAACCCGCCUCGCAGAAUCUCACGGCAUGUUUGGACCAUUCGACCAGCCGGUGAACGAUGAUUACCUGAUCCAACGUCCUUUUGAGGAUGUUCCCAAUCCGGCCGGUCAUCUUAUGUUUGGCGGCGGCCGCGGAACUGCUCUAUACCCCAGAGUGGGCGUCUCAGAUGACACUGUGAUCGACGAAGGAUCAGCUGCUUAUUUGCGUGAAGGUCUCCUCAAGCUGCUCGAACUCGACGGUGAGACGGAGGGUUUGAAGGAGCUUAAAGCCACUCAUGAAUGGACGGGUAUCAUGGGUUAUUCCAGGGACAAUUUCCCCUGGGUUGGCGAACUUCCGGAUCGACAGGGACUUUGGCUGUGCGGAGGGUAUACUGGUCAUGGGAUGCCGAAUGGUACGCUAUGCGGAAAGGCCAUUGCGGAAAUGGUACUUGCAGAAGCAGCUGGAGAGGAUGUCUCGCUGUUACAAGAAGAGCUGGUCAAGAAGGGUGAUUUGCCUAAAAAUUAUAUCUUGACCAAGGAAAGAAUGGCACAGGCAAGACUUUUGCCUACGGUCAAAGGCGUCCGUGUCAAUGAUCUGGUCUGA